UAGUUUCGGAGGUGGAAUCUCAGUGCUCUUGUAAACUGCGACGACAGUAUAAAGUCUUUCACGUAACUUCAAAUUUUGCGUGGCGUUUUCAGAACCUCCUCCAGGUGAUGUUGGGCAAAGGAUGAUGUUACGUUUUCUCGCAGACAAAGAUAUCCAUUCAUUCGAGUUAUGCGCAAAAACGCGUCUCGGCGAUUGAAGUCUUCGUGUACGCGGGAGUGAAAGAUGAUUUUCGCGCACUGAGAUUUCUUCUGAGGAUUCGGCGUCUGUGUUUUCUCAGCACACCUUUCAUUUAGAGGAACCUCGGGCUGCGUUUAUCUUGUUCUCAUCGUUUUUGCGCAGUUUUAACAAUGACUGAGAAGAUAGCUCCCUGGUGGAGGUCCUUCGUGGGCAAGAGGAGAAAGGCAGCCAGAGAGUCUGCGGUGACGCUGGAACAGGACCUCCGUAACCAGGCUUCGGCGGGGUCCACGCAGCACCCCUCCGCCGAGCCGGACCAACGGCUCACUUCGGCGACGCGACCGGCGAAAGAAGAGGCCAACUGCUUACCGAGCGACGAAACGUACGACGACUCCGCCGUUCAGCCGUAUUUCAACGAGAGCUCCAAUCGCCGCAGCCUCACCGUGUCCCGCUCCGGACGCUUCAAAGAGAAGCGGAAGACGCGCGCCAGUCUUCCGCAGAACCACGGAGACGACGGGAAAUCAGCCGACGUCCAGUCGACGCGCUGAUCGCCUCCGCGGUUCGGUAGAGCGCUGAGUACGGCACUACCUCCGUUCUGACACUGCUGAACUCGAUUGGACUCGCGAACGCACUUAUAUGAAGUUAUGAGGAUAGACUUUUGGAGUAAGUUAUCCAUAUCACAGAAGCUUUAUUUUUUCCGAUGCUGGAAAUAAUGUCAUUUCCCUACUGAAACAAAAAAAAAAAAAAAAACCUAGCCAGGCUGGUCUUUACGGGUUUUAAAGGGGUUUUGGGCACUUUACAAUAACCGGAAAACCAGCUGGGUGACCAGCUAGACCAGCCUUAACCAGCAAACCAUGUUUUUAGUUUUAUUUUUUUUGGUUAUUGGACAUUCAGUACAAUGAUUUUCGUGAAGGAUGCAACAUAAUGUUUUGGUUGUCAUACAUAAUUUGCACUGUUCUGAGGUGUUAAUGCAAUAUUUUAUGAAGGACUGUACAUUAGAAGGAUUCAGCAGCAAAUAUUUUUAAUGGUUAGCAAUGUGCUGCGAGCAUUGCCUUAUCAUGACUUGUUUUGUAACGCUUGUGCAUGCAUGCCACGGAUUUUUAAAGGGGUUAGGGUGGUGGUCCUAUCCGUCCAGAAUCAGAUUAUUAAUGUAUAUGCCAUCCUACGCAUCAGAAAUCAAAGCCACGAGUUUUCAUGUGUAGUUUGUUUUAUUGACUCCAGGACACCUUGAUAGUAGUGAUUCGUUCUCCUACCGCAAACGUAGUGCUGCAUUUACGUUAGACAAACCAAAGAUUCUACUCUUAUAUCGUUUAGUUAACAGUUAAAGUCAAGAAAAGCAAUUUAACUAAACUAUAGGCUGUUAGUUUAGCAAACAGUGUUUACAGUAGAUAUAUGAGUAUAUUAAGACAUGAGUUGAACUUAGUUACUGUUCAUUCAUCCUAAAUUCGAAUAGAUCCUGAUAAUUGGUUUUUAAAAAACUGUUCAAACUAUGAGAUUUAAUCUGUUUUUUGUUUUUUUUUUGCGUGCAGCUGGUUGUUAGGGAAUAGGCCUAUGUCAUAUGUUCGGGUCCUUUGAGUAGGGAAGAGAUGCACAUGCAGAUUUGAAAUUUGUGUCCACAAUGAAGAUUUAAACAAGAUUUAAUUUCUAUCAGGAGAAAGAGAUGCACUGCACUCUUAUACGUUUGUUUGCUAAAUCUAGCUUGGGAAGGAAGUGUUACUUCAUCGGAUUUUAAUAUUUUCCAUUUAAGGCAUCCAUCUGUGCAUGUGCCGAGCUGUUGUUGCCCCUGAAUGUGCUUACGUGUAUGUGAGUGUUUGUUAUGGGUGGGGUGUACAGACAAGCAAUAGGUCAUUAUUAGAGUUACAGUAUUUAAAACUCCAUCAGUGUGUGCUAAUGCUCGUCACCUCGCCUGAGGCUGUCAUCUUUAACCUCAUCAGCCCUGUAUCACAACAUUCCUUACUCUUAGAAGACAAGUUUCUCAGAGAGCCAGAAUGACUGCACUGUCUUUCCCUAAUAGGGUGGAAAUAUUAGGCUAGAUCAUUUGUAUGGACUUACAAAUGCUUUUCUCAGCAGAGAGUAUACAAGGCUUGCUGAAUCAUGACUGCACUGUUCUCACUGAAUAAAACACAUUUUAGCAUUGUUGUUUGACACACUUGAUAGUUUUUUUUUGUUUUAGCAGUAGAUGAUUUUAUGUUUUCACUCAAUGAAAUAUUCAGAUACUAUCCUUGACCCUAUUACUGAUUAAAUCUGGUUUGGAGGUCA
Molecule: messenger RNA, 2433 nt
Organism: Puntigrus tetrazona (Sumatra barb)
Lineage: Eukaryota; Metazoa; Chordata; Actinopteri; Cypriniformes; Cyprinidae
Product: proline-rich protein 15
Exons: 2
Coding region: 348-722 (124 amino acids)
Source: RefSeq, a predicted model, not a curated record